Papaver somniferum (opium poppy) is the source of this 1998-nucleotide messenger RNA. RefSeq names its product pectinesterase-like. Lineage: Eukaryota; Viridiplantae; Streptophyta; Magnoliopsida; Ranunculales; Papaveraceae. Gene Ontology annotation, biological process: cell wall modification. Bases 107 to 1813 code for a protein of 568 amino acids. Gene Ontology annotation, molecular function: pectinesterase inhibitor activity; pectinesterase activity. The transcript has 2 exons. The record is from RefSeq and is a predicted model, not a curated record.
UACUAUAUCAUUUAACGCGUUCUUUUACAAAUCAUGAACAUCUUUCGGUUUCUAUAAAUGAGCUUUGCUGAAUUUCUUCAUUCUUCAAUCAAACUGAAGCCUAGUCAUGGCUUCUACACUCUUUUCUUCUUCUCUUUACACAGCUCUUUGUUAUAUUAUUCUCCUUUUGGUCCUCUCAUCUCCUUCUAGUGCUGCAAGCACCCCUUCAUAUGCGCCUACGACGCCCGUGGCACCGGAAGUAGUUUGCAAUGCAACUCUAUACCCCAACUUUUGCAAAUCCUUAUUUCCAGGAACGGGGAAAUCAAAUGUCUAUGAUUACUGUCGAUUUUCCAUACGUAAAUCUUUAUCAGAAACAAAGAAGUUCAUGGCUUCAGUUGAUUCUCUUCUUAUGCGCUCGCGUACUUUGUCAAAAAACGUUGUUCAAGCUCUAGAAGAUUGCCGGCAACUUGAACAACUAAAUGUGGAAUACUUGUCAACUACUAUUAGUAGUAUUAACUCCACCAGAACACUCCCUGCAAUGAAGGCUGACGAUAUGCAAACCUUGCUUAGUGCCAUACUGACAAAUCAGCAAACUUGUUACGAAGGCCUUCAAGAAACUGCAUCUCCUCAGAUUGUCAAGGGUGCCUUGUACGCACCUCUUUCAAAUGAGAACAAGAUAUCUAGCGUAUCUCUAGCUCUGUAUAACCGGGGAUGGGUACGUGAAAAGAAUAGAGGAAAGAUGCAGAUUGGGAGGAAGCUUUUGUUCUCUGACAUGAUUCGAGAUGGUGGCUUGCAGUUAAAGAUGUCGAGUCAGAACCGUGAGAUCUUUGAGUCAGCGAGCAAAAGAAAGUUGCUCCAGACGGUUUCAGAUAAAGUUGUAGUGCGAGAUAUGGUGGUAGUGAACCAAGAUGGGAGUGGGAAUUUCACCACCAUAAAUGAGGCAGUCGCCGCUGCACCAAAUAAAACACGCAUCGCAGAUGGUUAUUUCUUGAUUUACAUCAAAUCCGGUGUUUACCAAGAAUACGUUGACAUCGUUAAGAACAAGAGAAACAUUAUGAUGAUAGGAGAUGGUAUCAAUAAGACUAUAAUCACCGGAGAUCGAAGCGUUGGCGGUGGCUCAACUACUUUCAGAUCAGCAACUUUCAUUGUGGUUGGGGAAGGUUUCGUCGGGAUAAAUAUCACAUUCCGUAAUACAGCAGGUCCGAGCAUGAACCAAGCAGUGGCGGUACGAAGCGGAGCUGACUUCUCAACUUUCUACCGGUGUAGUUUUGAAGCGUACCAGGAUACCUUGUAUACUCACUCCCUCAGACAAUUCUACAGAGAGUGUGACAUAUACGGAACAGUCGAUUUCAUAUUCGGUAAUGCAGCAGUUGUUUUCCAGAACUGCAAUAUCUAUGCAAGGCUACCAAAUCCGAGGCAAGCUAAUAUGGUAACUGCUCAAGGAAGAGCAGACCCAAACCAGAACACUGGAACCUCGAUUCAGAAUUGCAAUAUCUUAGCUUCCCCAGACUUGGCAUCGAGCAAUGGCACUACUAAAACAUACCUAGGAAGACCAUGGAGAGAGUACUCUAGGACUAUUUACAGUCAAUCGUUCAUUGAUAGUUUGAUUGAUCCUUCGGGUUGGGAUCCUUGGACUGGAGAAUUUCUAGACACGUUAUAUUAUGCUGAAUUCAGUAACAGGGGGCCUGGAUCAAACACAAGCAGCAGAGUUCAGUGGCCUGGUUAUCGUACUAUUGAUAUCACGAAUGCAACUGCCUUCACGGUCUCGAAUUUCAUAGUAGGAGAUGAUUGGCUGCCUGCAACAGGAAUUCCCUUCAGAGGGGAAUUACUAUAGUCUAUAAUUCUUUACGUGCUAAUUCAAGAUUAUUAGCUUUCAUGCAACAAAAUUCUUGUAUUUGAUGUAGUUGCGGAAAAUCCCACAACUACACCCGUUAUAAUGAUAAUAACACAAAGCUUAAGUCAUGUGUAUCAACUCAAACAUUAAUGAUAUUAUUCACCACUUUGACGCUAAAAUGAUCU